CGCUGCCUUUGCCUGCAAUCCACUGCUUUCCAUUGUUCCCAAUGGCCGACGUGCCUGUCAGACCGCCCCCGCCCCCGCCGCCCCUUCCCGCAGGCUGGACGGAGCACACGGCGCCCUCAGGCCAUGUCUACUACUUCAACAAAGAGACCAAGAAGUCUACGUACACACGCCCAGUCGCGAUUGCCACGCCACCUCCAGCGCCGGCUCCUCUGCCCCCGCCUCCGGCCAGUCUUCCUGCGAGACCACCUGCAGCACUAGGCGCAGACUCGUCCUACGCCGACUACAACGAUCCUACACACCAACAUGACAACUCGAAUGCCUACGAUCCGAAGAGAAAGAUUGAAGACCUCAUAUUUGGUGGCGCGCAGAGCCUAUAUAAUAACCGGGGCCCAGAUCAUGCAAGAGGUGGACAUCGAGGAGGUGCUCGCGGAGGACAGACCAGCUUCUCAGCUCGGACACGACAACCGAAAGAUCGACCAAAGCACCGCCAGGAUAUUCCCAACUGCGCGCCAUGGGUCUUGGUGCGAACGAAGCUUGGGAGGAGGUUCGUGUGGAACAAGGAUACGAAUGAGAGUUUCUGGAAGUUCCCGCCAGACGUGACGAAGGCGGUCGUCGAGUUUGAUCGCAUGGAGCGCGAAAAGAAAGAGCGGAAGGAGCGCGGUGAACCUGGCGACGUCGAAGAGGACGACGCCAUGGCCGAUAUUGAGGCAGGACUCGCAGCUGCGGAAGAGGACAUCGAAAUCGUCGAAGUGGAGGGGGAGGAAGGCAUGGACGAAGAGGAAGAGUACGAAGAAGUUGAGGUCACAGACGACGAAGGCGAGCAAGGAUCGCAUGUGCACAAACGCCAACGCACGGAGGAGCCGACCGCGGAACAAGCCGCCGAAGACGAUGACCUCGCCUGGCAACUAGCGCAGAUGGAGGAGAUGGAAGGCAUGGAAGGCGAUUAUGCAGAAGAAGAAUACUUCGACGAGGAACCACCGCUUUCCGAGGAAGACUGCAAGGCCCUCUUCAAAGAGCUCCUCGACGACACGCACACUAGCCCCUACACCCCCUGGGACAAGGUCCUCGAGGCCGGCGCCCUCUACGACGACGACCGGUACAAAGCCCUCCCCAACAUGAAAGCCCGCAAAGAAUGCUUCGACGAGUGGUCCCGCAACAAGAUGGUCUACCUCAAAGAGCAGAAAGCCAAGCAGCAGAAGCUCGACCCGCGAAUACCCUACCUCGCGCUCCUCGACCGGUACGCCACACCGAAACUCUACUGGCCAGAGUUCAGGCGGAAAUACAAGAAAGAGCCGGAGCUGAAGGACGGGAAGCUGCCGGAUAAGGAGAAGGAGAAACUGUAUCGCGAGCACAUCAAGCGCAUCGGCAUGCGCUCGUCCGAGUUGAAGGCAGAUCUUACGGCGCUGCUGAAGGCGCAGCCGCUUGCGGCGUUGAAUAGCUCUACGACGCUCGACACGCUUCCUGCUUCGAUCUUGACCGACCUGCGCUACAUCUCCCUCUCACCAUCAACCCGCGAACCUCUCGUCGAAACAUAUAUUUCCACGCUGCCACCAGCGCCUGAGGGCGCCGCCGCGUCCGCUGAGGAGGAAGCCGAAGCAGCCAAGAAGCGUGAGGAGCGCAGACGCCGCGAGAAGGCACUUGCCGAACGCGAACGGCGCGUGCAGGAGGAGAGGAGGAAGCAAGAGCGUGACCUUGAGUACGGAAAAGGUCGGCUGAGAGAGGAAGAAAUGGAGAUUGAGCGCGCCAUGAAAGUCGGCAAGGGGGGAUUGAAAGCCCACUUGGGCGCUGAGGAGUAACAGCGUCGGCUGUUAGUCAAUCGCCUUGGGACGCAGGUAGAUAGUGUGACAAUGAUACCC
Paraphaeosphaeria sporulosa is the source of this 1856-nucleotide messenger RNA. RefSeq lists its product as uncharacterized. The record is from RefSeq and is a predicted model, not a curated record. Bases 42 to 1796 code for a protein of 584 amino acids. NCBI's taxonomy places the organism in Eukaryota, Fungi, Ascomycota, Dothideomycetes, Pleosporales, Didymosphaeriaceae. The transcript is spliced from 2 exons. Gene Ontology annotation, cellular component: nucleus. Gene Ontology annotation, molecular function: transcription coregulator activity; RNA polymerase binding.